Messenger RNA from Chrysochloris asiatica (Cape golden mole), 765 nucleotides. RefSeq names its product protein tyrosine phosphatase-like (proline instead of catalytic arginine), member b (gene HACD2). Gene Ontology annotation, cellular component: endoplasmic reticulum membrane. Lineage: Eukaryota; Metazoa; Chordata; Mammalia; Afrosoricida; Chrysochloridae. The coding region runs from base 1 to 765 and encodes 254 amino acids. Gene Ontology annotation, molecular function: 3-hydroxyacyl-CoA dehydratase activity. Gene Ontology annotation, biological process: very long-chain fatty acid biosynthetic process; fatty acid elongation; sphingolipid biosynthetic process. The transcript is spliced from 7 exons. The record is from RefSeq and is a predicted model, not a curated record.
AUGGCGGCAGCGGCGGCGACUGCAGCGACGAAAGGGAAUGGGGGUAGCGGUAGCCGGUCUGGGUCCGGCGAAGCCAGCGGCACGCGGAAAAAGAAGGGCCCGGGGCCUCUGGCCACGGCGUACCUGGUCAUCUACAAUGUGGUCAUGACGGCUGGGUGGCUGGUGAUAGCAGUUGGUCUGGUCAGAGCAUACUUGACUAAGGGUAGCUAUCAUAGCCUUUAUUAUUCAAUUGAAAAGCCUUUGAAAUUCUUCCAGACUGGAGCCUUACUGGAGAUUUUACAUUGUGCCAUAGGAAUUGUGCCGUCUUCUGUUGUCCUGACUUCUUUCCAGGUGAUGUCAAGGGUUUUUCUAAUAUGGGCAGUGACACAUAGUGUCAAAGAGGUGCAGAGUGAAGACAGUGUCCUCCUGUUUGUAAUUGCCUGGACAAUCACAGAAAUUAUCCGUUACUCCUUUUAUACAUUCAGUCUAUUAAACCAUCUGCCUUACCUCAUCAAAUGGGCCAGGUACACACUUUUCAUUGUACUGUACCCAAUGGGAGUGUCCGGAGAGUUGCUCACAAUAUAUGCUGCUUUGCCCUUUGUCAGACAGGCUGGCCUGUAUUCCAUCAGUUUACCUAACAAAUACAAUUUCUCCUUUGACUAUUACACAUUCCUAAUUCUGGUAAUGAUCUCUUACAUUCCACUUUUCCCCCAGUUAUACUUCCACAUGAUACACCAGAGAAGAAAGGUCCUUUCUCACACUGAAGAACACAAGAAAUUUGAAUAG